Molecule: messenger RNA, 1299 nt
Organism: Neohortaea acidophila
Lineage: Eukaryota; Fungi; Ascomycota; Dothideomycetes; Mycosphaerellales; Teratosphaeriaceae
Exons: 3
Coding region: 214-1071 (285 amino acids)
Biological process (GO): phosphatidic acid biosynthetic process; triglyceride catabolic process
Cellular component (GO): endoplasmic reticulum; lipid droplet
Molecular function (GO): acylglycerone-phosphate reductase (NADP+) activity; triacylglycerol lipase activity
Source: RefSeq, a predicted model, not a curated record
UGCUACGGAUUGCAUGAGGCGCUUGCAACAUCGCUGUAAGCAUGAGGUAAGGGUCGAACUGAUCAAGGCACCCUGUAUACUUAACCUCAUCCUCUUCCGACCUCGUCCUCUUCCGUCUCCAUCUCCAGUCUCAUAGCUGUUCUCUCAACCUCGCCCUAGGAUUUUAUCUCAUUCGUCCCAUCGAGCUUCCGUGGCAGGAGAUACCGAGUCAACAUGUCGGCGACAAAGUCAGUGCUGAUCACCGGCUGCAGCGACGGUGGGAUUGGGGCUGCGUUGGCCCAGUCCUUCGCGGAUCGCGGGUUUCGCGUGUUCGCCACCGCGCGUACCGUGGGCAAGAUGACCAGCUUCACCAGCCGUUCAAACGUGACGCUGCUGCAGCUCGACGUGACCAAGGACGAUCAAAUCUCGCGUGCCGUCAAAGAUGUCUCGGGUGAGACGGGCGGAAGGCUCGACUUCCUUGUGAACAACGCCGCACACAACCACUUCAUGCCCUUACUGGACGAAUCCAUCGAUGAGGCCAAGGCGAUCUUCGAAUCCAAUGUUUGGGGCCCGCUAAGGGUCAGCAAGGCCUUCAGCCCCCUGGUCAUCGCCGCCAAGGGCACCAUUGUCAACAUCACUUCGAUUGCGGGCCACCUCCACGUGCCAUGGAUGGGCACCUACGCCGCCUCGAAGCGCUCACAAGAGAUCAUGGCCGAGACCCUUCGUCUUGAGCUCAAGCCGUUUGGCGUAUCAGUCGUCUCCGUGGUUACAGGUGCCGUUGUAAGCAAAGGACUGACCUACUUCGACGACUUUAAACUGCCCGAUGACUCGCUGUAUAAAUCGGUCGAGGCUACCAUCUACGGCGUUGCCCACGGUGCAACUGUCCCCAAAGGCUCUAGUUUGGACACGGCCGACUUCGCAGAGAGGGUGGUCGCUCCACUCGUCCAAGGAAAGUCGACGGGUAUUGUCUGGGGCCCGGGAAUGCUAACGUGGAUGAACAAGAUCCUGACGGGCUGGGGACCUACGUGGAUGCUAGAUUUCACGUUGAUCCGACACUCGGGAGUUGACGAGAUGUUGAGCAAAUCGAAAUGAAUCGCCAACCGAAAUGGUCAUCCACUUAUCUGAUGAAGAUUACUCGAUCUACGUCGUCCAUUUCGACUUGCCACCCUGCUUGGCCGAUAGCAAGAGCAACAUUGCAAGAUGAAAGGCGGAAUAGCUAUCAUCACCCCAUUCCUUCGACCCCAGGGCCUUUUGCUUGGCUAUAUAGCUUUUGCUAGGUCAUCUUUCUCCCCUGGUCGGCCACCUAGUGUCAUGUUUGUU